Molecule: messenger RNA, 756 nt
Organism: Indicator indicator
Lineage: Eukaryota; Metazoa; Chordata; Aves; Piciformes; Indicatoridae
Product: basic salivary proline-rich protein 1-like
Exons: 2
Coding region: 1-756 (251 amino acids)
Source: RefSeq, a predicted model, not a curated record
AUGGCUGGGCCGCCUGCCCGCCGGGGCACUCCUUCUUCUUCUCCGGCAGCAGACGCGCCCGGGCCGGGCCGGGACAGGCCGAGGGUGCCCCGAAACGCGGCAGCAGCAGCGCGCCCGCUCCGGCCUCCCGAAGCGAGGGAGCGAGAGAAGGGGAGGGACGGGGGAGCGGUGUGUGUGUGUGUGUGUCUCUCACGCACAACAAUCAGCCGGAGCGGAGGGACGAGCGGGGCUGAGGCGGGAGGUCGCCCCCCUCUCUCGUCCUCUUCACCGCCGCCGCCGAGUCACACGAACAUCGGGAGAGACGACAGGGGCGGCCGCCGCCCCGCCGCAACUUCGGCUCCGGCGUCCCACAGCAGGAUCCAGCCGCCGCCCCGCGUCCGUGGCACCGCCCCCCGCGCCGACCGGGACCCUCCCGCCGGGGAAGGGCCGCGGGGGGCUUCCCCUCCCCUCGCCCCGUCGCCGGGCCGAGCUCAGCGCCGGCCGCCGCGGCUUCCCAGGCUUGCUCCUUCCCCUUUCCCCUUCCUCCUCCCCUUGCACCGGGAGGAGUGGAUCGGCCGGCGCUCCUGCCUCCUUCACCUCCAGGGGGGAGCGGCGGAGGGAGGGAGGCGACCGCAGCUAGGUGGGCCCCGGCAGGCCGGAUUACCGGACGGCCACCCUCCCCGCCCCCGCCCCCGGCCUCCGCCCCCAGAAAGGCCACAGGGCCCACCCGUAGCCUGCCCACGGGGCGCGGAAGGAGAGGCCACGCACGCACUUUAG